Molecule: messenger RNA, 496 nt
Organism: Pongo pygmaeus (Bornean orangutan)
Lineage: Eukaryota; Metazoa; Chordata; Mammalia; Primates; Hominidae
Gene: TMEM258
Product: transmembrane protein 258
Exons: 4
Coding region: 135-374 (79 amino acids)
Cellular component (GO): oligosaccharyltransferase complex
Source: RefSeq, a predicted model, not a curated record
CUAAAUCGCAGGACUACAAGUCCCUCAAUGCCACUUGCUCCGGAGGCACUUCCUUUUCCGGUUGUGCUGGGCGCCUGCUCCUGCCGACGUGUUCUUCCGGUGGCGGAGCGGCGGAUUAGCCUGCGCGGGGCAAAAUGGAGCUCGAGGCUAUGAGCAGAUAUACCAGCCCAGUGAACCCAGCUGUCUUCCCCCAUCUGACUGUGGUGCUUUUGGCCAUCGGCAUGUUCUUCACCGCCUGGUUCUUCGUUUACGAGGUCACCUCUACCAAGUACACUCGUGAUAUCUAUAAAGAGCUCCUCAUCUCCUUGGUGGCCUCACUCUUCAUGGGCUUUGGAGUCCUCUUCCUUCUGCUCUGGGUCGGCAUCUAUGUGUGAUCACCCAAGGGUAACAACCAGAUGGCUUCACUGAACACCUGCUUUUGUAAAUUACUUUUUUUUUUUUUACUGUUGCUGGAAGUGUCCCACCUGCUGCUCAUAAUAAAUGCAGAUGUAUGGCA